This is a messenger RNA of Phoenix dactylifera (date palm), 1925 nucleotides long. RefSeq names its product omega-3 fatty acid desaturase, chloroplastic. The record is from RefSeq and is a predicted model, not a curated record. Lineage: Eukaryota; Viridiplantae; Streptophyta; Magnoliopsida; Arecales; Arecaceae. Gene Ontology annotation, molecular function: oxidoreductase activity, acting on paired donors, with oxidation of a pair of donors resulting in the reduction of molecular oxygen to two molecules of water. Gene Ontology annotation, biological process: lipid metabolic process.
GCAUCGAAAGAGGGGGGGAGGAGAGAGAGAGAGAGAGAGAGAGAGAGAGAGAGAGAAAGAGAGAGGCAGACGAGAGGCUCUCCGAAGAGAAGGACGACCAGCCUCUAGAGGCUCAUCUCUUCUCCUCCAAGCCUUCUCCUUUGCCUCUCAAAAACCUUGUACCAAAACUUUCUCAAACUCCGUGAAGAAAAAGGCAGGGGAAGGGGGAGAGGAGGGCUUUUUGUUUAGUUUCUAUGAUGGCGAGUUCGGUUCUAUCUGAAUGCUGUGGUAUAAGACCGCUGCCGGCGUAUUUCUCCCGGCCCAAAUCCAGGCUCCAGCCGCCGCGGAGGAGCCUACCCUGUCCGGCCGUGCGCGGCAUGGAUUUCCGCCGCCAGAUCUGCCUCGGAGGCCGGGCGCCCCAACGGGACUGGGCGCUGAGGGUGAGCGCGCCGCUGAGGGUGGCGACGGUGGAGGAGGAGAGGGAAGGAGGGGAGGUUAGCGGGAAACGGGUGAAUGGGUGUGAGGGAGAGGAGCCGGAGUUCGACCCGGGGAUGCCGCCGCCGUUUGGGCUGGCGGAGAUCCGGGCCGCCAUCCCCAAGCACUGCUGGGUGAAGGAUUCAUGGAAAUCUAUGAGUUACGUCGUCCGAGAUGUGGUCGCCGUGUUCGGGCUCGCGGCCGCCGCCGCCUACCUCAACAACUGGAUGGUGUGGCCGCUCUACUGGGCGGCUCAGGGCACCAUGUUCUGGGCUCUCUUCGUUCUCGGCCACGAUUGUGGGCAUGGAAGCUUUUCAAGCAAUCCGAAGCUGAACAGCGUGGUUGGGCAUUUGCUCCAUUCCUCCAUUCUCGUGCCUUACCAUGGCUGGAGGAUUAGUCACAGGACUCAUCACCAGAACCAUGGGCACGUCGAGAAUGACGAGUCGUGGCAUCCUAUACCAGAGAAGUUAUAUAGAAGUCUGGAUUCUGCAACUCGGAUUUUGCGGUUCACAUUGCCUUUCCCAAUGCUUGCAUACCCCUUGUACCUGUGGACAAGGAGUCCAGGGAAGAAAGGUUCACACUUCCAUCCGGGUAGCGAUCUAUUUCUUCCAAAUGAGAGGAAGGAUGUGAUAACGUCGACGGCGUGCUGGUCAGCAAUGCUGGUGGCGCUUGCAGGAUUAACAUGGAAAUUUGGCCUUGUUCCAAUGAUAAAGCUGUAUGGAAUUCCCUACUGGAUAUUUGUCAUGUGGUUGGAUUUUGUGACAUACUUGCAUCAUCAUGGGCAUGAUGAGAAACUUCCUUGGUAUCGCGGAAAGGCGUGGAGUUAUCUGCGCGGAGGGCUGACAACAUUAGAUCGGGAUUAUGGAUGGAUCAAUAACAUCCACCAUGAUAUUGGGACUCAUGUGAUACAUCACCUCUUCCCACAGAUACCACAUUACCAUUUAGUAGAAGCUACUGAGGCAGCGAGGCCGGUGCUUGGAAAGUACUACAGGGAACCUGAGAAAUCUGGUCCUUUUCCAUUUCACCUAUUUGGUGUCCUUGCGAAGAGCUUGAGAGACAAUCGCUACGUUGGGGAUACUGGAGAUGUCGUGUACUAUCAGAAUGAUAGUCAAAUGAAUAGUUUUUCACAGAAGAACUCAGAUUGAAACUUAGUUCGCAUGCAUCUGAAAAUUUCAGAUUCACAACUGUUCGAAUCGUCAGCUUUCCUCAACCAGAAUUUUUGCACACGCCUUUUUAGGGCCCUAGUAUCCAUUCUUUUCUCUUCCAGCUAGAAGGGAGGAGAUUGCAGAUUGACAUGAAACUUGUCCUCAAAUGAAUUUGUUAUGAUAUGUAAUCAAACAUGAAUUUUUGUAUGUAUUAAGCUGCUCGGGAGUAUCAUCUCAGCAUAGCGAAGCUAUAAUUGUUUUAGGUGAAAAUCUCAAGUAAUCAAAGAGAAAAAGGUGGAAAAAAGAAUACUGUCUGACUGCUGGUAA